This is a messenger RNA of Andrographis paniculata, 923 nucleotides long. RefSeq lists its product as uncharacterized. The transcript has 4 exons. The record is from RefSeq and is a predicted model, not a curated record. Bases 280 to 897 code for a protein of 205 amino acids. Lineage: Eukaryota; Viridiplantae; Streptophyta; Magnoliopsida; Lamiales; Acanthaceae.
AAAGUAAGAUUUGAAGUUGGAAGAGUCGCCCCGUGACCGUACAACAGAGCAGAGCAGAGAUUCUUGCAGAAGGAUAGGCCCCAAUGCAAUCCAAACCCCCAUUCAAUUGAAUUGAUUAAUCAGUCUCAAUGGAAUCCAGCAUAGAUACAGUCAUACAGCCGCCCAGUUCAUCAAUUUUUCACGCACAACUCACCACUCCGAUUCGCCAUUUACAAAGAAAUCCUUAAUAAUCCUGCGUGUGUGGUGAGCCGAGAUCCAUCGAUCGAUCGAUCGAUCGAGAUGAACAGGACGUGGUGGCGGUGUUGCUUGGUGGUGAUAUUCGCAGUGGCUUCAGCAUUGUGCGUGUGUGGACCGGCUCUGUUCUUCGCAUUCAACAAAGGAUUCAAGGUGAAGAAGCUUCCAGAAGCUUCUUGUCCUCUCUGUGUUUGCCGCUGCUCCCCUCCCCAAUCCCUAAUUAAGAUUGCUCCUGGCUUGGCUAAUCUCUCUGUGACCGAUUGUGGGAAAGAUGAUCCAGAACUUAAGGCAGAGAUGGAAAAACAUAUUGUGGACUUAUUAUCCGAAGAGCUAAAGCUGCAGAAAGCUGUAGGGGAAGAGCAAUCCCGACACAUGAACAUGACAUUGAAGGAAGCAAGAAAUUCAGCUUCUCAGUACAAGAGGGAAGCCGAAAAAUGCAAUGCCGCCACAGAAAGUUGUGAGGGAGCCCGAGAACGAGCUGAGAUAUUGCUCAUCAGGGAGAAGAAGACAACUCUCUUGUGGCAGCGGAGGGCUAAAUUGCUCGGCUGGGAAGCCAGAUGUAGAGCAGACUGUUGUCGAGAAUUUCGACAUACCCAAGUACAUGGGGAGGUGGUAUCAGAUAGCUUCGUUCCCGGAAGAGUUUAUGCUGGAAAGUGGUAUUGACACGAGGGCUACGUACACUCUCAAUC